AUGCCGAUUUUGGAUGAUGAUGCCAUGCCCUUUACAGAACAGGACUUGCUUCGAGCUUUGCGGAACAUUCCCGCUACUAAAGCCGUUGCCAAACCUUUUGUUGCUGGCUUUGUUUGGAAAUCGCAAGCCUCUGUCAUCACUCCUUUUUUGUAUCGUGCUCUAUGCACAUGGUGGAGUGCAGGAGCAGCCUUCCUGCCUCAGUGCUGGAAAGAUGCCUGGAUGAUGCUCAUCCCCAAACCGGGCAAAGCUCCGGUGGUGCCUGAAUCAUUGCGCCCUCUGGCGCUGCAGGAACCCAUCGGCAAGGCAGUGAUAGGAGUGCUAGCUCAGAAAGCCCAAUCUCAAUCACAAUCAUGCUUUGCUUCCCUGCCCUUUUGGGCGUAUUUGCCCUGCCGAUCGACACAACAUGCACUGCAACGUGUAGCGAUUCAUUGCCGUGCGGCCAGAGCACUGGUGAGCUCUCAGAAACCCACGGCUUUCCACCGAUAUCAAAAUCUCCCAAGUUUCAAGGUUUGUGGGGCCAUACAGUUGUUUGUAGACCUGCAACGAGCAUUUGACUGCAUCUCCAGGGUUGACUUGUUUAGCAGACUCUGUGACGUCGGUGUGAACACCAGGAUUGCUCAGCUACUAGCCAGCUGGCACUGCCAGACACACUACCAUGUUGCGGUAGGAGGGCACAGCCAUGCACUGCCUGUUGGAUCUGGCGUACGCCAGGGAUGUAAGGCUGCACCCUGGUUAUUCAACGCCUUUCUAGCUCUCUACAUGCAAGAUUUGGAAGCUCAUAUUGACAUGACUUGGCUUAGAGAUCACCUUGAUCUCUACGCCGACGACUUUAGGGUUGGUUGCCUGUUUCAUAGCGAGUAUGAGCUCAAGAUGGUUUUGCGUAAGUUUGGUAUUCUCCUGGAGCAAUUACAGCAGCAUGGCCUCACCGUCAAUACUGCAAAAUCAGCCAUCUUGCUUACCAUGGCUGGGACCUCCUACCGAGAUGUGCGCGCCAGACUUGUGACCCAGACUGCGGAUGGUCAGUGGAUCAAAAUAUUGGGCACUCAAGGGCAGCUCUUUCAGAUUCCACUUGUCAAGAAGCUCAAAUAUCUUGGUUGCAUUGUCAGCUACGAUCGCAUGGAGACUGACACGCUCAAACAUCGACUGUCCCUCAUGAAGAUUGCAUUUGAUCGUUUGCGCAAGUGGCUCACAGCUAAACAUGGACUGACUUUGCCAACCAGAAUGCGACUCUGGCAGACAUGUGUUGUACCAGUUUUGACAUAUGGGAUUUUUGUGAUUGGAUUGACACCAGCAGAUCUGCAACGAGUUCAGGUCACGAUGUUUACCAUGAUCAGACAGAUUUUGCACAACCACUCAUAUCGCACUGGCAUGACACACAAUGCAGUUCUGAGCCACUGGAACCUUUUGCAUCCGCUAGUUUUGCUUUGGCAAGCUGCUGACUCCCUUUUUCAGUCAGUGACCCAGUGCCUACCUGGUUUGCGAUCAGAUGACGUUGCGAAAACCAUUGAUUGGACUGGCCUUGCAGAGGUUAGGGACAUGAUUUGGGACCACUAUCUCACAGGUCUGAACGUGCUGCAUCGCCAGUUGCCACCUGAUCAGCUUCCGACUGGUCUGAAUCCUGACCGGCAUUUUGCUGACAUGUCCAACCCAGAUGCUGCAGUCCGAAGCUGCACAAUGCUCACAGACCAGGAGCUUGCCUUUUUCCGCAGCCUUGAAUUUGGACCACGUUUACAAACGCUGCUCCAAAACCGACAGUGGCAACAGAUCUUGCGAGACAAGGCAGCCUGCCAAUAUAUGGCGCACAAAUGCAUCUUCUGUGGACAAUUUGUUGGCAGAGCACAUGCUAUGCACUUGCAUAUGAGGUGCCCUGAUGCCAAUGCGCUGCACCUGCAUUUGAUUGAUGUGCACAAAUUAGUGAGUCAGAUGAGACAGAUCCUUAGGGAUGCACGUGUGAGAAUGCUAGUUCCAAAGGGUUUUCCAGCUGCGCUGCGUUUCAAACUUGAACAAUGUCUGAUCAAUCAUGAUCUGCGACCGCUCUGGAAUGAGGAUGACUUGAUGCAAGCCUUGAGUCACCAAUGUUUGCUCUGUGGCCACAUUUGUCCAACAGCAGAACUUUGUCUUCACAUGUAUGAGGACACUUCAAGGCUCAGUGUCCCUGUGUACUUCAGUUGGCAGCUGUUCUUGCCUCCUUGCAUCAUGGCGGAAGAUUGGCAGAUGGACACCGAAGAUGCUUCCAGCCAGGUGUUCCAGGCGUUUCGCAGUCUGGCCCCCUUUCUGGAUGGAUCACUGAAGUUGACGCCCAACCCGGGAGCUCUCAAGAGACAAAAGGUCCGCCCAGACAGCAAGGACCACAAGGACGACAAAAGCAGCGUCGACUCCGGUCUGACGCCAGCCCUUCAGGUGAUGGCCAGGAUGCUGAUCCACCUGGACAGAGAUCAGCAAAUGCAGAAACGCGAGGACACAUACAUCUUCUUCUUCAACAGCGCGGAGGAGACAGGGUCCCUGCACCUUCUUCGCAAGACGGCAGAACAAUGGCACAACCAAUCGACACAGGGAUCAUCAUCAUUGAGGACACCGCUGAGGCAGCUCCUGUUACAGAAACUGUUUCAGGAUCUCAUGGACAGGAUUCAGAAGCUCCUGGAUGCCCCGGAGGGAUCAGAACUGAUGCAGAAGGCGAUGGACGCCAUGAUUCUUCUGCCAGACCGAACCUUCCCGUACCUGGAAUGGAAUCCAGUCAAGAAGGCGCUGCAGGUGUCCAAAAAGACACCCCUGAGUCUGAACAAAAUGCACCAGAACUGCACAGAGAUGUUGGACAUGCUGAGCGACCCAUCGAUCAUACAACGAUUUCAUGCCCUCCCAGUCAAGGAGAACAGCAAUGUAGCCCCCUGGCGUCUCCAAGUCAGCCUACGGGCGGACAGACCCUGGGAGCUUCUCCAAGCCCUUGCAAGUUCCAGCGUUUGGACACUGAUGGCUACGAGCUUGAAGCCUCACAGCAGGAUGCAAUCUCCAUUGGCGCUGCAACUGGAACAAAUGAUGGGCCUAACAACUGGGAAGGAUCACAAGAAAGGCAAGGGCAAGGGCAAGAGUCACAGACCCUCGCCGCAGACCACCAAGAAGUGCUGGGGACCGGCUGACAUGGCCGCCACUCAAAGUAGCAUCUCACAACAGGAUGCAGCGGAGUUUGUCCAGCAUUGGUUGCAAUUGUUGGACACGGACACAUUUGACAUGCGAUGGGAGAAACGCCUGACAGUUGCAGAUGAUGUGCGGGUGAUGGACACAAAUGCCAAACAUACUCCCAUUUGUUUCAAGUUCAAUGUGCAAACGAUGCUCAUGCAAACUUGUGAUUUGACCUCCCUCGGCGUUCACUGGCAUCAGGAUGAUGGGAUGCUCACGUGCUUGGUGACGGCCUCUGAUUGCUUGUGUAUUCACCUUGACCGCAGUGUACAUGGACCCACUGGUAUUUCCAAGUGCCUUAGCCCGUUGCAGUCGGACACUGAAGUUUUGUUGCCAAUCUUCAUUGGAGAUACUGAUUUUGAUCAUGUUGGAUAUACCAUUGUUGCCCUGAUGGCACAUCAGGGAAGUGAUGGCGCAGGUCAUUAUCGUACGGCCCUGAAGGUGUCACCACAUGUGCGUGAUCGCAUUGGCCCUGUGAGCUGGCUCCUCUUGGAUGAUUGGCGCAACCCUGAACCAGUCUGGAAUCUCCCAGCCUGGUUCACCAGCACCGUGACUGUGAUCUGGAUGGUGCGAACGGAUGUACUCCACCUGCAUGCUUUUAGAAGGACUGCAGUUGAAGAAUCCCAACGAGCGCUGUGGGACAUGCUUGCAACCAGGCCGACCCCUGGCGAUGAAGCAACAAACCAGUUCAUUGCCCAGGCCAACAAGGAGAUCUUCAGGCAACUUACCACCGAUUUUAUCAAGACCAAAUGGGCUGGACCCACAACUGUGAACCUUCCCGCUUACUCUUUACAAGAACUUCCUUUCACGGCUGAUGAGUUGGAACAGGACCCCAACAUGGACCACCUGCUGCCCAAUCUGAAUGCGGAGGUCCACUACAGCCUCAACGGGAGCUACAAGUUCCUCAGCACAGAGAAGCACCCAGGCAGCACAUCACGAGAGGACUCUGCCCGAGCUUCAAUGCGGCCAAGCCGAUGGAGGAACUACCGGCAACUUUCGAUGCUCGCGCAGAAGGUGGAUCACGAGCUCUUUUUGCCCUGGACCUUUGACAUGGAAGGCAUCUUUCAUCCAGCUGUUCUCUGCGAACAUGUGAAGCCGGUGGACACUCAGAUGGGCGAUGCCGAGAUCCUGGAAGCCUUCAAGGCGAUGGGGCCCCUCCUGAUGCAGGACAAGUAUCAGCGCGACACAAAAGAAGAAAAAGAUCCCAAAAAACACAAGAGGGAUCACCAUCAGGAACCACCGGCCGGGACACCCGAUGUGGCCAAAUUGGUGCGCCUCAUGGGCAACAUUCUGCUGCGCCUGGACUCCGACAACCAACUGAUGAAAAAGCAAGACUCUUUCGUCUUCUUUCUUCAAACAGCCGCCCCAGCUUUGUUGCCUCACUUGAUGACGAAAGCGAAGGAGUGGCAUGUGCAGAUGAAACAGAGGACCCAGGCCACAGAGGAACUGCCGCCAUACACCCCAUUGCGUAUGGUUCUCUUUCAGGACCUGACGAACAUGUUGGAGGACAGAGUGCUCAAGCUGUCGAAGGCUGGUCAGGAGGACGAACUGUGGCAGACAGCUCUGCAUCAUGGAGUCAUCACAGCGGAAGGAGGCUUCCCCUUUCAACGAUGGAGUCAGAUGCAGAAGAUGUUGGUCCCAACGAAGAAAGAUCACAUCACGAUGAGCAGGAUGAUCAAGUACAUGGAGCAGCUCAAACAGAUCUCCAGCGAUCCGAAUGCCAUCCAGAAAUUUCAUGCGUUGAGACCGGCGGAAAACCAACAGACAGUUCCCUGGAUCCUUCAGACGGGCAUGAGACACGACGAACUCCAAUCCUUGCUGGAGACAUUACAGGGGUCGACGGUAUGGGGGCUCAUUGGUGCAACAAUGAAGCCUCACUCACAGACGCAGAGCAAGCAAUGUCAGGAGCUACAACAAAUGUUGGGGAAGGGAAAGGGCAAACAGAAAGGGCACCCUGUGAAACCCAAAGGACAGGGCAAACAGACCCGACCACGCUGA
Messenger RNA from Cladocopium goreaui, 5172 nucleotides. Lineage: Eukaryota; Dinophyceae; Suessiales; Symbiodiniaceae. The record is from the annotation of a GenBank genome assembly.